Messenger RNA from Cylicostephanus goldi, 276 nucleotides. The record is from the annotation of a GenBank genome assembly. Lineage: Eukaryota; Metazoa; Nematoda; Chromadorea; Rhabditida; Strongylidae.
AUGCAAGAUCAGACCAAUUUCAGAGACGAGGGAGAGGGAAACGAGGUGUCAUCUCCACAAGUGAUUGAUCUCCCACCCAUUUCCACCUAUUUACCUGAGGAGCACAAUAUCGAAAGGCCAGAGUUGCGUUCACUACUGCACAAUUCGCAAGCGAUGGGAAGUCUGGAAAAGCUCAUCAGGUCAGUCCAUCAGUUCCCGUUCUCACGUGGAUUUGCACUAAUGAACGGCCGUGAGUCCUGUGCGGAUGUGGACUCAAGUCCUGUGCCGAUAUGGUAG